This is a messenger RNA of Alternaria incomplexa, 519 nucleotides long. RefSeq lists its product as uncharacterized. Bases 1 to 519 code for a protein of 172 amino acids. Gene Ontology annotation, biological process: carbohydrate metabolic process. The record is from RefSeq and is a predicted model, not a curated record. Gene Ontology annotation, cellular component: intracellular anatomical structure. NCBI's taxonomy places the organism in Eukaryota, Fungi, Ascomycota, Dothideomycetes, Pleosporales, Pleosporaceae. Gene Ontology annotation, molecular function: isomerase activity. The transcript has a single exon.
AUGUCAUCAGACCAGCAACCCCUCCGCAUAGCCAUUGGCUGCGACGACGCAGGCGUCUCGUACAAGAAAGCCAUCAUCAAAGACCUCGAAGCCGACUCGCGCAUCGCCUCCGUGACCGACGUUGGCGUACCUGAAAACAGCGACAAGACCGCGUACCCACACAUCGCCGUCGAUGCCGCCAAGCUCGUCGCAGAAGGCAAAGCAGACCGCGCUGUUCUCAUCUGCGGUACUGGUCUUGGUGUUGCCAUUUCUGCGAACAAGGUGCCCGGCAUUAGGGCUGUAACGGCACAUGACUCUUUCUCGGUGGAGCGCGCCAUUCUGUCGAAUGACGCACAGGUGCUGUGUAUGGGCGAGCGAGUUAUUGGCAUUGAACUCGCCAGGCGGUUAGUGAAGGAGUGGGUGGGGUACCGGUUUGACAAGGGCAGUGCGAGUGCGAAGAAGGUCCAGGCUAUCAUGGAUUAUGAGAAGCAGAACUACGCGGGGUUGGUCAAGGACCAAGCUGAUGCGAAGGGCUGUUAG